Talaromyces rugulosus is the source of this 525-nucleotide messenger RNA. RefSeq lists its product as uncharacterized. The record is from RefSeq and is a predicted model, not a curated record. Gene Ontology annotation, biological process: attachment of spindle microtubules to kinetochore. The transcript has 2 exons. NCBI's taxonomy places the organism in Eukaryota, Fungi, Ascomycota, Eurotiomycetes, Eurotiales, Trichocomaceae. Gene Ontology annotation, cellular component: spindle microtubule; DASH complex. Bases 1 to 525 code for a protein of 174 amino acids.
AUGGCCGACUCGCUCGCCUCGUCCGUAGCCUCGCUCCGGUCAUCAAUACACCUUCUCGACAGCUCCAUUGACAUUCUCGACUCUGGCGUCAACGACUUCCCACGUCUCACCAAAGUUCUCCAAACAACCAGGCACUUUGAACUCCUUCCCGAGCCAACUCUCCAAGAAGCCCAACAAGCCCUGCUGGACGAAAUCUCCCCUAGUAUCGCGCACCUCCUCUCAGUUGCAUCGAACCACGUCGAACGACUCGCGCGCCGCGAGGACUCGCUCAAGGCCAAGUGCGAGCUUCAGGAAGGGCGCAUGUCAGACAAGCAAAGAAGUUCGGCCGCCAAUCGCGCUGGUUCAGCUUCUGCGGUUCGACCAGACCCUAGUGCAUCAUCAUCAACAUCGGAUGCUAGCGCCAAGGCUAUUCAGUUGCGAAGACUGGUGCAAAAGAAGGAGAGGCUGAAGUAUGCUGUCGACAGGCUGGAGUUGCAGAACCGGCAAAAGGAGAGGGAGUUGAGGAAGAGUAUGGCUGUUCAGUGA